Messenger RNA from Monodelphis domestica (gray short-tailed opossum), 8659 nucleotides. RefSeq lists its product as uncharacterized. Gene Ontology annotation, molecular function: DNA-binding transcription activator activity, RNA polymerase II-specific; RNA polymerase II cis-regulatory region sequence-specific DNA binding. Gene Ontology annotation, cellular component: nucleus. The record is from RefSeq and is a predicted model, not a curated record. Gene Ontology annotation, biological process: regulation of transcription by RNA polymerase II. NCBI's taxonomy places the organism in Eukaryota, Metazoa, Chordata, Mammalia, Didelphimorphia, Didelphidae.
GGCUAAAAAAAUUGUAUUAGGUGAAUGCCAACAAACAGUGAGGAAGAAUGACAAGGAUUAGGUUUUCAAAGAAAAAGUACUUAUCAUUGUAGCAUUUUUUGCAGAAUAUGAAAUUGGGGUGCUUAUUGGGGGCUCCUCUGUGGAACAGUCUAUAAAAUCUGUGCUACAGCAAAACUCCUUUCCUUGAGAACUGGAGGCUUUGGAUCUUAUCUCCAGCAUAAUGUGUCCAGUGUAUAGUCAAGUAUGAGCUCAAGGUGAUGCCCUUCCUGUAAUCAUUCCUUGGCCAGCCCUUUAUUCCAAAAAGCAUGCUGUUCACCAGGAAUCAUGAAACCAUGGAAAAAUACUUAGAAAUCAAUUAAGAAAAUUAAAUCCUAAAAAAAUAAAAAUUUAAAAUUUGAUAACAAAAAGCAAUGUUAUUCACCACUGAACAUACAACUCUUCUCUUCCAUCAUUUCAUAUUUUAUUUUUUGACAAUUGUGUGUAAGAACAAUAUCCAAUAUUUCAAAAAAAAUUGAAUCUUGGAUUCCCACCCCCAACCCCAAGAGUUCUUUAGAAAUCUUACACAGAUUUUGCAUAUACAAUCCUAUAAAACAUUUUUCCAUAUUGAUCCUUCUGUGGAACAAAUCUCAAACAAAAAUGUAAAAAGUUAAAAUAUUUUUUCUUUGAUCUGGAUUCAGACUUCUUCAGUUCUUUCUCUGGAAACAGAUAACAUUUUUUAUUACUAGUCUUUAGGAAUUGAUCAUUGUAUUGUUCAGAAUAACUCAAGUCAAAGUUGUUCUGCAUACAAUAUUUUGGUCACAAUGUGCAGUGGUUCUCCUGGUGUUUCUAAAUUCAGUCUGCAUCAGUUCUCAAGCCUUUCCAGGUAUUUCUCAGUUUCUCCUUCUCCUCAUGAAUUACAAAACAACAGUAUUCCAUUACAAUCAUAUGCCAUAAUUGAUUCAGUCAUUUCCCAAUUGACGAGUUCCCUCUAACUUCUUGAUUCUUUUGUCACCUCAAAAAGAGCAGCUUUAAGUGCUGGGGUUUUUUGGGUAUUUUUUUGGUAAAUACAUACAGGUCCUUUUCCAUUUUAAUGCCCUUUGGACAUAGUUCAAAAUUGCUCUUAAGAAAAGUUGAAACAGUUCACAACUCCACUGCAUUGUUCAUCAGUACCCGAGUUCUUCCACAUCUUCUCCAACUCUCUUCACGUUCCUUUUGUGUCAUAGUAGUCAAUUUAAUAGAAGUGGGGUGGUCCCUCAGACUUACUAUAAUUUGCAUUUCUCUAAAUAAAAGCAAUCACCCUCCUCCUGAGGAAAAUACAUACAACUUGAACACGUUCAUUAGGAAUUUCUGCACUAUGAACCCAACGAUAUGAAGAGAUGAUCUCUGGCUAAAAGCCUACCAUGAUUCCUGGUUGGACUUGAGCUGGAUUUCAUCAGAUUGGCAAUUAAGGGGUAUUUAGUUGGCAAUAUUUUCUACCUCCUCCCUACAUUUCCUUCUUUACUAUCUCUACCCAGUUCUCUGGCCUCGCCUUUUCCCACAUCACUUCCUGUCUCUCUGGUUUUUAUUUCCUUUUACUGUGGGCUGGUCUAUCACAUUGCAGGAACCACUUAGAGUUUCUUAUUUGCCUGGCACUGCCCAGGGGGAGGACAGUGCUUGUGGGGUCCACCUCCUGAUCUCUGAGGAUGUGAAAUUUAAUCAAAAGGAUCCUCAAGUUCCUGACUGAUUAAGUUAAAGGGGUGAAGCACUCCAAGUACUUGUGAUUCCCUUUCUUAGUUAUGACACCUAGAUCUUGUGCUCGAUCCAGCAAGUUUGUGCUUUGACUUCCCUAGUGUUUGGACUGGCUCCAAUGUUAUUACAUGUCUCCAGCUGCUCAUAUCUAUUUCAAUGUACCUUGCUUUAAGUUGACCUCCUGCCAACUUUGCUUAGCUGUAUGUAUGUAGUGGGCAUCCUUGUCUAAAUGUCAAAUACCUUUUCCAGAGCCCUGAGGAGAGGGGGCCACACUUCCUUUUGGCUCAUUCCCCUCUACCAAGUGAAAAAGGAGUAUAGGGAAGCCCCACAGAUGCAGAUAGUGGCAGAUCCACUCAGGGACCCCCCUGAAUACCCAGGCGGGUCUUUUAACCUCGUUAGUGAGAGCAAAACUGGACCCCUUUCUCUGCCUGAGCCAGUUGUGCAACCGCCUUGGAGCCAGUUGAUAGAAAAACCAGCAUCUCUUUUUUUUUAAGCUGGAGUACAACUGAGGAUCAGCACAAGGGGUCCCUGGCGCUAAGGGAUCUACCUCACUCCCCACAAUCUGGUCUUCUGGAUAACUAACUGCACAGCUCCGUUUCUAUCUAGAUUGUUCCCAAACUGACUAAGCAACCUAUCUAGGACCCUCAGUAGUCGGUUAGAUUCAUUCCCCAAAAGCUGUCUCUGAAAGCCGGUAGGAAUGAGCUCCAAUGGCUAAGUUCACUCCAAGGGUGAGCCCCUGAGGUGAACCAGCCAAGCCCAUCUGACAGGACUUUCUAGAUAAAACCUUCUGAAAAGAGCAGCAGGUCGGCUCAGAUCCUUUUCUAGAUCUUUCCAAGUCAGACAGAGACCCUCCAAAGAUGAACUCGGGUUACUCCUUCUCCUCAGUCAGGUGACGUAGAUGAGCUCCCAUAAGGCCAUUCCCGGACAGGAAGCUCCUAGCCUCCAACAGGAAGUCAGCGCUCCCGUGCAGGUGUCACUGCUCGGCCUUCUGCCUGCAGUCCUAGUCUGUGCCUUGGAGCCGGCCCUGCGCUCUCCUCAAGCUCUUCCAUCUCUGUCCUUUUCCCAGGCCACACGUGACCCAAUAGAUUUCCUCCUACAACGCUUCCAGGUGCUGGAGUUGGUCCUCGCACUAAGCCUCCGCAAUGGCACCGGCAGCACUUCUGCGACACGGAGUGGGAAGCAGCUGUGUGGGUGCCCUCAGUUUGGAAGAGGCCCGACAGGCACCGCGAGGGGAGCUCCUGGCUUGCGCAGUGCAUGAACGCGAGGCGAGGGCCAGGAUAACUGACCAGCCCAGGGUGCUUACACCGGAACUCCCGCUCGGGGGCGGGGCGUGGAGGGAGGAGCAGCCUCUCCGGGCGGCCGGCUCGCGCCUGCAGUUCCUACGAGCCAGGCAGGCUCAGCAGCCACAGCCCAGUAAAAGCAUCUUCAGAGGCGCGAGCCGAGGGGCUACCCCAGGCACGGAAACAGUCCCCGGGGGGCGGGGCCAGGGACAACCACGGAAGGGUUAGACAAAGGAGCGCCCAGCCAGGGAGCAGUGACUCGGCGCACCGCUCCGGGAGUACAACGGAAGACUGUGGCGGCACAAGAAAUGCCGAGAAGCAGCUCCGUCGGCACAGCCCAGGCUGAGGCCGCGCCCCACGCCCCGCCCCCCUCUCCUCUCGGACUCCCAGGGCCGGGUCUGAGAAGGGAGGCGGAGUUAGAGGAGCGAGCAGGGGGCGGAGGGAGAUGGGGAGGCGGAAGGAUGCCGGGAAGAAGCUCCAGGAAGCCUCACAGGGCAGAAGAGGGCCUCCUAGACAGGCUACGGAGAAAGGGAGCCCGACACCGGAAAAGGCCCGGAUCUGGCCGGACCGGACCAGGAACCCCACUCGGGCCUCCUCCCGGCGUCCUCCUGACUGGCUUCGGGAAGCAGCGCCAGAGAACGUCCCCUUCGGAGCGCGAGAGCCCCCCUGGAGAUCGAUCUGCUACCCAGAAUCCCCCGCGCGGUGCCCUCGGGCCCCCCUCCUGCCUUGCACAAAGCCGGAAUGCAGAGACCCCGAGGAAAGCGCAGCGCCCCGAGCUGUGUUAGGAGACAGAAGAGCUGGGAACGGGGGACGCCCGAGGCCCGGGAAAGCCAGGAGCCCGGAGCGCCCUACACUGAGCAGACGAGCACGGGCACCAGAAGGCCUGCGACCCACAGGGGAGGGGCGUGGCGGGGGCGGGGCUCACACUGGAGGACCCUAAGGCAGGCUCUGGAGAGCGGAGGGGGGGCGGGCCAGCCGCACAGGCCAAUCUAGCCCUUGAAGCGGCGGCGCAGAGGCCUCUGGGAACCCGGAAGUGAAGAUCGUACCGGGUUACCCCCGCCCCCACUUCCAAAGCUUUUCCCGCCGCGGCCCCGUAGCCGGCCGUAGAGCUCCCUCCGCCCCGCGACUCGAGCCUCGGGAGCCUGGAGUGCCCGGAUGGCCUUGGAGAGGGACAGACUCCCAGCCCAGGAGGUGGUGACGUUCAGGGAUGUGGCUGUGGACUUCACGCGGGAGGAGUGGCGCCUCUUGUCCCCUCUCCAGAAGGAGCUGUACAAGGAGGUGAUGUUGGAGAAUGCCCGGAACCUGCUCUCUGUUGGACUUCCAGCUCCCCCAGAAGAAGUGAUCUCUUAUUUGGAACAGAGGGAAGCCCCGUGGAUGCUGGAGCAAGAAGGCCUGAGUUGCUGCCCAGACGGGGAGAUUAGACCUGAAAUGAAGUCAAAUCCAACAGAGGUGAGCUAUCCUGUGGAAGAAAUGGACUUACAAAGAUUCAUGCAUAGCGUUCCUGAAAGCUUUUCUUCUAGGGAAUUCUGUGUUGCACAUCAAAAUUCAUCUCCUAUUGAACAUCAAAGAAAGCACCCUGAAGAAAAAUCUAGUGAAAAUAAUCAGUGUAGAAAUACUUUUAUACACAGAUCCAGUCUUGCUGGACAUGACAAAAUCCAUACUAGCAAGGAACGUUAUGGAAAGACAUUCAGUCAGAGCUCCAAUUUUGCUGGACAUCAGAGAAUCCACAGUGGAGAGAAACCUUAUAAAUGUAAUCAGUGUGGAAAGGUAUACAGUAGGAGCUCCCAUCUUGCUGUACAUCAAAGAAGCCACACAGGGGAGAAAGCUUAUAAACUUAAGCAAUGUGGAAAGGCAUUCAGUCAGAGGUCGAGUCUUGCUGUACAUCAGAGAAUCCACACAGGGGAGAAACCUUAUGAAUGCAAGCAAUGUGGAAAGACAUUCACUCGCAACUACAAUCUUGCUGUACAUCAGAGAAGCCACACAGGGGAGAAACCUUAUGACUGCAAGCAAUGUGGAAAGACAUUCAGUCAGAGGUCCCAUCUUGUUGCCCAUCAGAGACUGCACACUGGGGAGAGACCUUAUGAAUGUAAUCAAUGUGGAAAGACAUUCAGUAUGAGCUCCCAUCUUGCUGUACAUCAGAGAAUCCAUACAGGGGAGAAACCUUAUGAAUGCAAGCAGUGUGGAAAGACAUUCACUCGCACCUCCAGUCUUGCUGUGCAUCAGAGAAUGCACAAUGGGGAGAAACCUUAUGAGUGCAAGCAAUGUGGAAAGACAUUUAAUCAGAGGUACCAUCAUGCUGUACAUCAGAGAAUGCACACUGGGGAGAAACCUUAUGAAUGCAAGCAAUGUGGGGAGAAAUUCAGUCGGAGUUCCCAUCUUGCUAUACAUCAGAGAAUGCACACUGGGGAGAAACCUCAUGAAUGCAAGCAGUGUGGAAGGACAUUCAAUCAGAAGUCCCAUCUUGCUAUACACCAGAUAACGCACACAGGAGAGAAACCGCAUGAAUGCACACAAUGUGGAAAGGCAUUCAGUCAGAGGUCGAGUCUUUCAGUACAUCAGAGAAUGCACACUGGAGAGAAACCUUAUGAAUGCAAGCAGUGUGGAAAGGCAUUCACUCGCACCUACCAUCUUGUUGUACAUCAGAGACUGCACACUGGGGAGAAACCUUUUGAAUGUAAGCAAUGUGGAAAGACAUUCAACCAGAGGUCCAGUCUUACUGUACAUCAGAGAAUCCACUGGGGAAAAACGUUAUGAAUGCCAGCAGCGUGGAAAGACAUUCAUUUGCACCUCCAGUCUUGCUGUACAUCAGGGAAUACAUACUGUGGAGAAAUCUCAUGAAUCCAAACAAUGUUCAAAUAAAUUCAACCAGAGAUCCCAUCUUGCUGUACAUCAGAGAAUGCACUCUGGGGAGAAACCUCAUGAAUGCAAGCAUUGUGGAAGGACAUUCACAUGUACCUCCAGUCUUGCUAAACAUCAGAGAAUGCACACUAGGUAGAAACCUCAUGAAUGCAAAUUAUGGAAAGAUAUUCAAUCAGUGGUACCAUCUUGCUAAAUAUCUCAGAAUCCACACUGGGGAGAAACCUCAUAAAUAUAAUCAAUGUGGAAAGGCAUUCAGUAUGAACUCCCAUCUUACUGUACAUAAGAGAAUGCACACUGGAGAAACUUUAUGAAUGCAAGCAGUGUGGAAAAACAUUGAAUCGGAGGUCCAAUCUUGCCAUACAUCAGAGAACCCACAUUAGAGAAACCAAGUGAAUGCAAGUAAUGUGGAAAGACAUUUAGUUGUGACUUCAGUCAUGCUAUAUAUGAAAGCCAAAUGAGGGAGAAACUUCAAGAUUAAAAGCUCUGUGGAAAAGUCUUCAUAUUCAGCUCCAGUCUUACUAUGUUGUGGAGUAAAUUUUCCUCCUUUUUGGGGCAGCAUUAUGGAAUUAGAAAUCUAUUACCCUAAAAACUGAUUCUUAACAUCCCAUUUAUCCUGUUCUUACAUGCUGUCACAGACAGGAUAGAAAUUUGUAGGAGCCUUGCCUCUCACACUUUUCUACCUCUAAGGGUAGCUGAGAACAUGGGGAUUUUUGAGCAGCUAGAAAACUUAAGUCAUGUGUUUCUAUUUUAAAAUUAUAAUUGAAUCUUGUGUAUUAAUCCAAAAUCUUAUGUGUUUUAAAAUAGUAAACAACAUUUGUGUCAGGAUGCAGGUACUGAAUUUAAGAAUGCUCUUCUUAAAUUCCUAUAUCUGUUGUUAUAGAGCCUUAUUUACUAUUCAGAAAGUAAUGAAUUGACACAGUGAUGGAGUCUGAAGAACUACAAAUUCAACUCUAGACUGCAGCUUCCUUCUGCUCCCUAGUGUCACCAUCCACCUACAUUCCAUAGGUCACAUCUCUGGGAUCUCCCAUAGAGAGAUGGAGUUCUGCACUAAGUAUAGUGUGAAGGAAUCUCACUUUGGAUGUGUUGUAGAGACUGGGCAGGCCAAAAUGGCAAGGGGGACCAGGAAGGUAAAUUUCGCCCCUGAAUUUCAGGAUACUCUAGAUAAUUUAAAGGACCAGUGCUCUCAGGAAAAGUAGUUAUUUGAGAUAAGUAAUUCACUGCCCUUCCAUAGAGUGAGCCAUCCUUGCAAUUCUACUUCCUGUCUAUAGUUUGGAGAAGUAACCUUCCUUGCUCUCCCCUCUAGGGGUAAAAUGCCAGAGGCCACAUGUUUCCAGGGACCUGCUUUCAGGCCAUGUGGCUGGAAAAAAUAAGGUUUAAGUGGCUACUAUGCUUGAGAACCACAAGGGGACUUGGAAAAAGGAAAGAGUAGACUACAGAGAGCAAAAUUGGGCUAAAAUUUGUUAAAUUUACCUUAGCAAUCAACACCCUGUAAUAACAAAAGAUUAAGAUUAAUUCUUUCUCCAGUUUUCUGGAAUGUUAAACUAGAGACAGUGUCUUUUUGGAGUAUUUGGGUUGCUCCCCCUCAGGUGAAGGAAGCCAGAAGGGUUAGAGUCCAGUUUUUGCUAAAACACACAUACACACCUGGCUUAAGGGGUCACAGUGAACAAUGGCUAUCCAGCUACCAGCAAUAUCAAGGAAAGGGAUUUGUAUUUUCCUGGUCUCAAUAGACCAGCUGCAAGGACUGCCAGCUCACAGCAGCAGCAGCAGCAACAUCAACAGUAAGAACAGCAGCAGCAGGAGCACCCAAGCAGUGAGGGAGGGAGAGAAGAGCAGGCAGCAGCAGCAAAGGCCAAAAAACUGGCACAGGGCCAUAGCAGGAGAAACAUGGUUUCUUUUCAAAAUAAUCUACUCAUAAUUAAGGGUUCUGAACCCCACUUCUGUGGUCACCAUAAAUAUAAGAUUUAGAUUAAUAUCCAAUGCCUGAAUUAUAUUUAACAAAGCUUAUAUAUAACAAAAUAGAACCAUGUGACUAAGUUGUUUAAAAAUUAAAAUUAAAUCUUGAUAGUAGAAAUAUUUUAAGGAAUUUAUUAAUGAUCAUUAGAAGUCAAGGAAUAAAGAGGAUACAAAAUGAAAGACCUCAUGCCUAUGUCUUAUCAGCCAUUUCAAAACCCCUGCCUUACCACUGCCAUCGUGUUCGCUGCUUCCUCUGUUUACAGGAAGUAUGUGAUGACGAAGUCAGUGGGCUCCCCGGGAAUGUAGAUCCUUUUUAGGGUAACAGAUUUUCAAUUAUACGUUCCCCCCGAUGAUCAUUGGGGGAGGGCUAGUCUCUCCAAUUUGAUCAUUUAACAUAAUCAAGUUUUAAAUUACAGGAAUUUGGGGAUAGAGGGGAAAAGAACAAACCCAUGAUUGUGUAAGGAUAAUUUUUGGGAAGUGACGGUUAUGCAGUAAAAAAAUCAACCGACCUACACUCUGGUAUAUCUGGGAUGACAGAACGUUCCGUGCGUGGUCCCAGGAACAACAGGGACCUUGGGUAUGCCAACAAUCACCCACCUGGCCCAUGGGUAUGCCAAAAAUAGUGCACCUUUCAUGUCUGUCCAAACAUCACCCACUUGUUAUGCUAAUCACCCACUUGUUAUGUCAACCUAGCCAAAAUCAUUGAUUAACAGAAUAUUCUAAAAAUAUUGUCAUUCCCCACCAAGUAACUCAUCUACGGCUGCUUUAACCAACAUAAACUCCACUCUGACUCUGCCUCUUCAGAAUUCACUUGCUGAGCUUCCCCUAGCAUGCUAGUAAUAAACUUCCCCUUGCCUGAA